Molecule: messenger RNA, 1605 nt
Organism: Uncinocarpus reesii 1704
Lineage: Eukaryota; Fungi; Ascomycota; Eurotiomycetes; Onygenales; Onygenaceae
Exons: 2
Coding region: 1-1605 (534 amino acids)
Biological process (GO): mitotic G2 DNA damage checkpoint signaling; protein phosphorylation
Cellular component (GO): cytoplasm; nucleus; site of double-strand break
Molecular function (GO): protein kinase activity; ATP binding
Source: RefSeq, a predicted model, not a curated record
AUGAAGCACUCACAAUUGGCCCCGCUUCCGGACGACUUGCCCUUUCGCAUUGUCUCGAAGACGAUUGGGCAGGGUGCGUAUGCCUGUCUCAAAAAAGCGUCUCCUCUGCACACAGACUCCCCUAUAUUUGCCGUUAAGUUCAUACACAAGGAUUAUGCCGCUCGUCAUGGGCGCAUCACCGCAAAGCAGCUUGAGAUGGAAGUGGCCCUUCACAGCCACGUCGGAUCCCAUGACAAUAUCAUCGCUUUCUACAGCACCGCUGAGACUGAUACGUGGCGAUGGAUAGCAAUGGAAUUAGCCGAGGGUGGUGACCUAUUCGAUAAAAUUGAGGCCGAUGAAGGCGUGGGGGAAGAUAUCGCUCAUGUUUAUUUUACCCAACUCAUCAAUGCCAUUGGGUUUAUGCACUCGAAAGGAGUGGGCCACCGAGACAUCAAACCAGAAAACAUUUUGCUGUCUUCUGAUGGGAAUCUGAAAAUUGCCGAUUUUGGUUUAGCAACGCUGUUCGAAUACAAUGGAAAAAUGAAAAUGAGCACGACGCUGUGUGGGAGCCCCCCAUACAUUGCCCCUGAGGUGAUCCAGUGCAGUAACCGUGCGCAGUCACGGAGAGAGGGCUACAGGGCCGACUUGGCUGACAUCUGGUCCUGCGGAGUCGUCCUUUUUGUCCUGUUGGUUGGUAAUACCCCUUGGGAUAGCCCUACGGACGCGAGUUAUGAGUAUUGUGACUAUGUCAAGACGAAUGCAAGACCGGAAGAUGAGCUAUGGCAGCGGCUGCCCUCCGCCGUUUUGUCUUUGCUUCGAGGCAUGAUGAAAAUUGACACGUCGAAGAGAUUCUCCAUGGAGGAUAUACGACGCCAUCCAUGGUUCACCAAACAAAAUAAAUACCUUUCCUCCGACGGGCGCCUAUUUAACCAAAUCAACAUGGCUACUACGAUGUUCGAGUCUCUACAUAUAAAUUUUAACAAAGAUCCUUUAUCCUUGUCCCAAAACCGGUUGACUUCUAGCCAAGAUGUGACGAUGAUUGAUCAGCCACACGAGGACGUGAGACCGAAAUUUUCAUCUACCCAACCCGAGGUUUCAACGGAUGAGAUGUUGAUUGACUGGGAUGGCCCGCCUCGCUUGACAACGAGCUUCCCGUCCGCCUCACAGCCUAAAAACAUGCCAACCACUGGGGAUGGCGCCAUGUUAGCGGAGCUUCUCAUGGACGAGCCGUCCAUGUCCCAAUUUUCUGCGACUCCAUCAGUCCCAUUGAGUCGGACACAGAAUGCUGGAACAUUCAAGGACAUUAUCCCUUCUUCGGGGUUAACCCGAUUUUUCUCCAGUUGGCAGCUCAACUUGCUUGUACCGCGCAUCUGUGAAGCCCUUCAGCUGCUUCACGUUCCGGCUUCCCCUAAAUCGUCCGAAUCGUCCAUUCUUAUCCGAGUUCGCACAAUGGACGAUAGGAAAUGCCCACUAAGUGGGAACAUUAUCCUUGAAAUGAUCGCAGAAGGGAUUGCGGAGGUUGAGUUUGUUAAAGUCAAAGGAGAUCCGCUUGAAUGGAGACGAUUUUUCAAAAAGAUAACAGUACUUUGCCAAGAUGCAGUUUUGAGACCUGAUAUUUUGACUUAA